Molecule: messenger RNA, 1657 nt
Organism: Pseudomyrmex gracilis
Lineage: Eukaryota; Metazoa; Arthropoda; Insecta; Hymenoptera; Formicidae
Product: UDP-glucose 4-epimerase-like
Exons: 7
Coding region: 471-1562 (363 amino acids)
Biological process (GO): beta-D-galactose catabolic process via UDP-galactose, Leloir pathway
Cellular component (GO): cytosol
Molecular function (GO): UDP-glucose 4-epimerase activity
Source: RefSeq, a predicted model, not a curated record
GAUAUCUUCUUUUUUUUCGUUUUACGUGAUUACGUUAUUAGUUGUCCCGAAACAGGUUCCUACAGAGCCAAACAGUCGAUUGCUUAACCGAGACGUCGACGAUGAGCCGCGCUUUCUAUUUCAGUAAUACUUUUGUACGUAGCGAAUGCAACUGACGCGACGACGAUAGUAACAUUCGUCGCUUCUCGUAAUUUCGUUUGCGAUACAAAAGCGGUAUAUAAUGUGAAAGGAGAAGAAACUCUGUAGACGAGAAUAUUUUGUAGAACGGUUAGAAGAAAGGACAAUCUGAAUAAAGGAGGGGAUGUCUUGAGCGUCCCACGAUGUGCCAAAGUUCCCCGUUCCUCUAGCUAGUAUUCAAGACAGAGCCUUCAGUCGGUCUCAAUCGUCGCGCGAAAGUACACGAGAGUCCUUCAGAUCGAAAUCGAUUGCGUUUCAUUGAAUUGUCUGAUAGUGAAGUCACAGUCAGAAAAAUGAGUGGAGACUGGAAGACCAUUUUUGUAACUGGAGGUGCUGGUUAUAUCGGUAGUCACUGCAUCGUCGAACUCUUAGAGUGUGGAUACGACGUUGUGGCUAUUGACAACUUCGCAAACAGCGUGACGGAAGUCGACGGUGAAUCUGCGGCACUGAAAAGAGUCGAACAAAUAACAGGGAAAAAAGUCAUGUUUUACAAUUGCGAUUUGCUUGAUAAAGAGAAGCUCGAAACAGUCUUUAACAAGCGCAAAAUAGAUUGCGUGAUACAUUUUGCGGCUAUCAAAGCUGUCGGCGAGUCAAUGCAAGUUCCGCUUCAUUACUAUCGAAACAAUAUAAUAGGAGCUAUCAAUUUAUUGGAGGUGAUGAAAGCAGCUGGUUGUUUUCAUCUUGUAUUCAGCAGUUCUUGUACAGUUUACGGCGAGCCUACAGAAUUGCCUAUCACGGAACAACACAUUACCGGAAAUAUUACGAACGUAUACGGACGAACAAAAUAUUUCAUUGAAGAGAUGCUCAAGGAUAUAUCUAGAGCUGAGAAGAGUUGGAAUAUUAUAAGCCUCAGAUACUUCAAUCCGGUAGGCGCUCAUUCCAGCGGAUUAAUAGGCGAAGAUCCGACGAAGCCGUUUACGAAUCUGAUGCCGUACAUUGCUCAAGUCGCUCUGAGGCAUAAGGAAGAACUGGUGAUAUUUGGUGGCGAUUAUCCUACAAACGACGGUACAGGUGUCCGCGAUUAUAUCCACGUUAUGGAUUUGGCGGCUGGCCACGUGGCAGCAUUAAAUGCUCUACAUAAACAUCAUCUCAGGCUAAAAGUUUAUAACUUAGGAACCGGCAAUGGAGUAACUGUAUUGGAAUUAAUAAAAACGUUUGAAAAAGUAACAGGUACAACAGUGCCAUACGUUAUUAAAGAAAGAAGAGAGGGCGAUAUCGUAUCAAUGUAUGCUAAUACGGAUUUGGCAAAACAAGAACUGGGGUGGAUAGCAAAGUACAACGUUGAGCAAAUGUGUCAAGACUUCUGGAGGUGGCAAACAAUGAAUCCACAUGGUUAUCGAACUUCAGUGAAAAACGGAGUUAAUGAACACAAUAAUACAUCGUAAUGUUCAAAACAAAAACAAACAAAAUGUAUCGAGGAAAUUAAGUACAUAAUAUGUAUAAUAAUAAAGGAUCAAUAUACGUUAUCUUAUGCAACUUA